GCCGGCGGGUAACGGCUCGGGCCCGGUGCUCCCGGUGGUGCCGCCCCCGGCCCCGCCAUGGCGGCCGGGCCCCCGCCGAACCCUUCCCCGCCCCUCCCCUGGCGGGCGCCGUUGCCGCCGGGCCCGCGUGCCGCCGCCGCAGCCAGCGGAAGCUCCGCCCGUCCCGUUCCGGCGCCGCCCCCGCCCCGCUGUCCGCUCCCUGCCCGGCCCGGCGGUAAGAUGGCGGCGGUGGCAGAGUGUGAUGUGAUCAUGGCGGCGCCCGAGGGAGCCGGCGAGCCCGAGAACGAGGAGGAGGCGCGGAGAGAAGCAGAGUCAUUCAAGGAACAAGGAAACGCGUACUAUGCCAAGAAAGAUUACAACGAAGCGUACAACUACUACACAAAAGCUAUAGAUACCUGUCCUAAUAAUGCCAGUUAUUAUGGUAACAGAGCUGCCACACUCAUGAUGCUGGGAAGAUUCCGAGAAGCACUGGGAGAUGCUCAGCAGUCUGUCAGACUGGAUGAUAGCUUUGUAAGGGGCCACCUACGGGAAGGGAAGUGCCAUCUCUCCUUAGGGAAUGCCAUGGCUGCCAGCCGCUGCUUUCAACGAGUUCUAGAACUGGAUCAUAAGAAUACCCAGGCACAGCAAGAGCUGAAGAAUGCCAGUACUGUGCUUGAGUAUGAAAAAAUAGCUGAAGUGGAUUUUGAGAAACGAGAUUUCAGGAAGGUUGUGUUUUGCAUGGAUCGUGCUCUGGAGUUUGCUCCUGCUUGUCACCGGUUCAAAAUCCUCAAGGCUGAAUGUUUAGCACUGUUGGGUCGCUACCCAGAGGCACAGUCUGUAGCAAGUGACAUCUUACGAAUGGACUCGACGAAUGCAGACGCCCUGUACGUCCGUGGUCUCUGCCUUUAUUACGAGGACUGUAUCGAGAAGGCAGUACAAUUCUUUGUUCAAGCACUCAGAAUGGCUCCUGAUCAUGAGAAAGCAUGUCUUGCCUGUCGUAAUGCCAAAGCACUUAAAGCAAAGAAAGAAGAUGGGAAUAAAGCAUUCAAAGAAGGAAACUACAAACUAGCUUAUGAACUAUACACAGAGGCACUAGGAAUAGAUCCAAACAACAUAAAAACAAAUGCCAAACUCUACUGCAACCGGGGAACAGUUAAUUCAAAGCUUAGGAAACUUGAAGAAGCAAUAGAUGACUGCACGAACGCAGUGAAACUGGAUGACACAUAUAUCAAAGCUUACUUGAGGAGAGCACAGUGUUACAUGGACACAGAACAAUAUGAAGAUGCUGUAAGAGACUAUGAAAAGGUUUAUCAGACAGAAAAAACGAAAGAACACAAGCAGCUCCUAAAGAACGCACAGGUGGAACUGAAAAAGAGCAAACGAAAAGACUACUAUAAAAUCCUUGGGGUUGACAAAAAUGCCUCUGAAGAUGAGAUCAAGAAGGCUUACAGGAAAAGAGCACUAAUGCAUCAUCCAGACCGACACAGUGGGGCAAGUGCAGAGGUACAGAAGGAAGAGGAGAAGAAAUUUAAAGAGGUUGGUGAAGCCUUUACCAUCCUGUCAGAUCCCAAGAAGAAGGCUCGCUAUGACAGUGGGCAGGAUCUAGAGGAGGAUGGAUUGAACAUGGGAGACUUUGAUGCAAAUAACAUCUUCAAGGCCUUCUUUGGUGGGCCAGCAGGCUUCAGUUUUGAAGCUUCUGGGCCUGGAAAUUUCUUUUUCCAAUUUGGCUAAAAAAAAAAAAAACAAACCCAAAACCCCAAACAAACAAACAAACAACCCAAAUCAAGCCCCAGACAUACCUGAUCUGCUUAACUUUGUCCUUGAAUACGGAUGUACUUAGACUCCUUCCUUCACCGCGUCUCGUUGUACUUAGAACAGUUUCUUUUCUCUCGGUUGGAGACCUCUGUUUUGUGUGCUUUUGUGUGUGAAGAGGAAACCAGCUCGGGGAGGGAAAGGCUUGUGAAUUUUUUGGGGUUUUUUUCCUGUUAAUUUUAUUAAAAACAAACAAAAUAAA
Molecule: messenger RNA, 1993 nt
Organism: Colius striatus (speckled mousebird)
Lineage: Eukaryota; Metazoa; Chordata; Aves; Coliiformes; Coliidae
Gene: DNAJC7
Product: DnaJ heat shock protein family (Hsp40) member C7
Exons: 14
Coding region: 58-1710 (550 amino acids)
Molecular function (GO): protein binding
Source: RefSeq, a predicted model, not a curated record